This is a messenger RNA of Trichoderma aggressivum f. europaeum, 1464 nucleotides long. RefSeq lists its product as uncharacterized. Gene Ontology annotation, molecular function: flavin adenine dinucleotide binding; sarcosine oxidase activity. The record is from RefSeq and is a predicted model, not a curated record. Lineage: Eukaryota; Fungi; Ascomycota; Sordariomycetes; Hypocreales; Hypocreaceae. The transcript is spliced from 2 exons. The coding region runs from base 1 to 1464 and encodes 487 amino acids.
AUGACUCAGCGUCUACCGCCGUCCAAGGACUCUCCCACCAUCAUCAUUGGGGCAGGCGUCUUUGGCCUCAGCACAUCCAUCCAUCUCGCACAAAGAGGCUACACAAACAUCACAGUCUUUGACAGCACCCCCUAUGAUGAGACGCUGUACUCUUACUUUGAAAGCUGUGACUCUGCAUCCUCCGACAUAAACAAGAUUAUUCGCUCAGCGUAUGGCUCUCAAACCGAAUACCAGCAUCUCAGCACCGAAGCUCUCUCUGCGUGGGCCGCCUGGAACGCAGAACUCAAAAAUCACGAUGGAGAGGGUAUCAAGGGAAUAACUCCCAACAGCUCCCUCUUUAUUCCAAACGGCUACCUCAAUUGCAGCGACUCCACCACCCUCCCCGACUUUGAGAUUGCCACCGUCGAAAACAUGGAGAGGGCUGGAUAUGACAGCACGCAGCUCAUCAACAACAAACAGGCCGAUAUCCAGCUCGCCUCACAAAGGGCCAUCGAAUAUGCUCUUCAGCCAUUCAACAAACAAGUCCUCGGCGUUCUCGACACCACGGGGGGCCACGUCCUUGCCGACAAGGCCUGUAUUUUUGCUCUUCACAAGGCAAAGAAGCUCGGCGUCCGCUUCGUUCUAGACCCUGUACAAGGCAAAUUCACCUCCUUCACACACGACACAGCAUCGGAUUCCACCACCAAGACCGUCACCGGCAUCACCACCGCGGACGAGAAACAUCACGCAGCAUCCAUCAUCGUCAUCUGUUGCGGCGGUUGGACACCGUCGCUUCUACCGUCACUCGACUCACUCUGCGAAACAACCGCUGGUUCUGUCUUUAUGCUCCGCAUCCCGGAAUCAUCGCCCCUUCGCCAGCGUUUCCAUCAUUCUCGUUUCCCCUCGUGGUCGUUUAACAUGCGUGAACAUGGUGCCGACGGAGGCCUUUACGGCUUCCCCAUCGAUGAGCACGGUAUUCUCAAGAUUGGGUACAGAGGAACCAAGUAUACAAACCCUCAGCAGCAGUCCGAUGGACAAGAACGCAGCGUACCCGUGACCAAAUGGAGCGGCAAUCUAGGCGAAACUACAACAUCAGUAAUAAAUCAAGUUCCCGAACAAGCUCACAAAGUGGUCGCCGAAUUCCUGGGUGAAUAUCUCCCCGAGUUGGGCAACGCCGGAAUCCACAUCUCAGAGAGCCGCCUCUGUUGGUACACUGAUUCUUUCGAUAAUCACUACGUUAUCGACAAUGUCCCUGGAUAUGAGGGUCUUGUAUGUGCGACUGGGGGAAGUGGCCAUGCGUUCAAGUUUCUCCCCAGUAUAGGGAAUUGGGUGGUUGAUGUCAUUGAGGGCGUUGGAUUGGAACGACCUGCUAUUAAGGCGUGGAGGUGGAGAUUGUUGAAAGACGGCGACGAGCCUGUUAAUAAGUUGAUGGAGGGUAGUCAGGGGCAUCGAGCACUGAUUAACACUCCAAUGGUGUCUAUUUAA